GGGAAACUAAAGAAAACGGAGAAAAACAAAAUACAAACCGGAAUGAAAACAAAACGCUGGGAAACCCUGAAAAUGAAAGUUGCUGUCGUUCUUUGUCUCAUAGAUGUACGUGUUCGACCGCGAGAACUUCCAGGGCCGCAUGAUCGAGAUCACGAACGAGUGCAUGAACGUGUGCGAGAUGGGCAUGGACAGAGUGCGCUCCCUGCGCGUCGAAUGUGGCCCUUUCGUUGGUUUCGAGCAGAUGAACUUCUGUGGUGAGAUGUACGUCCUGGAGAAGGGCGAGUACCCUCGCUGGGACUGCUGGAGCAACUGCCAGAGGAACGAUUACCUCCUGUCCUUCAGACCGGUCCGCAUGGACCCAGAGAAGCAUAAGAUCUGCCUGCACGAGGUUGGCGAGUUUAAGGGCCGAAAAAUGGAGAUCAUGGACGAUGACAUGCCCAGCCUGUACGCCUACGGGUUUACUGACCGAGUUGGCAGCAUCGUUGUCAGCUGUGGCACAUGGGUGGGCUACCAGUACCCGGGCUACCGUGGGAGCCAGUACCUGCUGGAGAAGGGUGACUACAGGCACUUUAACGAAUACGGCGCCCGCUGGCCUCGGAUGCAGUCCGUGAGGCGUAUCCGUGACAUGCAGUGGCACCCGGAGGGAUGUUACACCGUGACCGGCAAGUGACGUUUCUGGAGGAUGGGAAAGAGAAAGACCAGGGGGAAGAGAAAGAGAGGAAGAGAGGAAAGAGACGGAGAAGCGAAGACGCCAAAACAGAAGUAGAAAAUUGUGUGUAAUAAAGUGAGAGGAAUUUAAAA
Molecule: messenger RNA, 801 nt
Organism: Trichomycterus rosablanca
Lineage: Eukaryota; Metazoa; Chordata; Actinopteri; Siluriformes; Trichomycteridae
Gene: crybb1l2
Product: crystallin, beta B1, like 2
Exons: 5
Coding region: 104-670 (188 amino acids)
Biological process (GO): visual perception; lens development in camera-type eye
Molecular function (GO): structural constituent of eye lens
Source: RefSeq, a predicted model, not a curated record